Harmonia axyridis is the source of this 3514-nucleotide messenger RNA. Its product is annotated as cytosolic carboxypeptidase Nna1-like. NCBI's taxonomy places the organism in Eukaryota, Metazoa, Arthropoda, Insecta, Coleoptera, Coccinellidae. The transcript is spliced from 17 exons. Gene Ontology annotation, molecular function: zinc ion binding; metallocarboxypeptidase activity. Gene Ontology annotation, biological process: proteolysis. The record is from RefSeq and is a predicted model, not a curated record. Bases 497 to 3292 code for a protein of 931 amino acids.
AACUAUUUCUACUAUACGUGCCAAAUUGUUGAAAUGAUUAACUGAGUUUUACCAGGUGAUAGACAAAUGACUCAUGAAAAUAGUAGAUAGCUAUUUAUUAGACAAUAGUUAUACUACCUGCGUAACUAAAGGUUAAUUAUCUACCUGUCAGGUGUAUUAUUUAGAGUGAAAAUUGGAUUUGUGGUCAGAAAGUUAUAGUUAUUAGAAAAAACGUCGAAUUAUUGUUUAAUAUGGCUUAGAGGAGGAUUCCAAGUUUUUGGAGAUUCGCGAUCCAAGCGCUUCUUAUCCCCUAUCGAUUCUACCGUUCUCAUGGUGAUCUCUCGUAAUCAAGAAGUGAAAAUACCGCACGAAAACCAAAGUAAGCAGAAGGAUAGUUGCGGCGAGAGUUGAUUGUUCGAAGGUAGUUAGAAAAUGUCAGUUUCCUAGGUAGCGUGGAAACUUCAAACAUGGGAUGGAGCUGAUGUCACUUCUUUGUCAACUCGCGUAGGUUGAAGCAAUGGAACUGGACACCGAAACCAAAUACAGAGAUAGCAGCAAUGUUAACGUGAAAGAUCUUCAAGCCAAUUUAUUCCCGUUGCUUCCAAAAUUGUCUGGUUAUUUCGCAAGUUAUCUCUUGAAGUCCCCACUGGAUAUGGAAGAAGGCGAUGACAGCGAGAUCCGGCUCAAGUCAAUAGGCUCCAAGGACCUCUUUGCCGUGAACAGAGAGAGCAACUUCCAAGUCCAGCCAGCUAGAUGGCCAACUGAGUGUCAGGUAUUAGCGGAGCCUGUGGAUCACAUCACUACUGUUCCAUCACAGCCUGAACCUUACUACACGCCUACUGGAUUAGAAAUGCAACCAAAACCUUCUGGAGAGGAUUACGGGUUGAUAGUCUACCAAUAUGCACCAAUAAGUGCCGUUAGUUAUUUCAGCCGUUCAAGCGUAGGUGGUAGCAAGUAUCUCCUCUCAACCAACAUAUGUCCAGAGGAAAACUCCCUCAAGUUUGAGUCUAGAUUCGAAUCUGGAAAUCUAGCAAGGGCCAUUCGUCUAACUCCGAGUUACUACGAGCUUUAUCUGAGGUCGGACCUCUACACCCAGCGCUACAUGCAAUGGUUCUACUUUCGAGUGACCAACAUGAAGAAGAACUUCCUAUAUCGGUUCUCCAUAGUGAACUUCACCAAAGACGGCAGCCUGUACAAUUCCGGACUGCGUCCGCUCAUGUACUCGGAAAAGGACUCCCAGCUCCACUCGAUCGGUUGGAGGAGGUGCGGCGAUCAGAUAACCUACUUCUGCAAUGAGAAUGUAACGGAGGAGGGGGAGGACCAGCAGAUGACCUACACCCUAACCUUCACCGUCAGUUUCCCGCACGAGGGCGACACCGUGUAUUUCGCAAGCUGCUACCCGUACACCUACACCAACCUGCAAGAUUACUUGUCUGAGCUAUCCAACCAUCCUGUCAAGUCCACGUUCACCACGUUGCGUUUGUUGUGCAAGAGUCUGGCUGGAAAUAACGUCGAUUACAUUACGAUCACCAAUCCACAGGAGGAGGAAGAAGAGAAUAGGAAGAAGCGUGCCAUCGUGCUCACCGCCAGGGUGCAUCCUGGUGAAACCCCAUCUUCUUGGAUGAUGAAAGGGAUCAUAGAUUUCCUCACUAGCGACUGUGCUCCGGCCAAAGAACUUCGCGACAAGUUCAUCUUCAAAAUCGUGCCAAUGUUGAACCCAGAUGGCGUGAUUGUGGGCAAUAACCGAUGUUCCCUCUCUGGGAAAGAUUUGAACAGGCAGUACAGGACUGUUAUGAGAGAGGCGUAUCCUUCGAUUUGGUACACGAAAUUGAUGAUGAGGAGGCUCAUAGAAGAAUGUGGCGUUUCAAUGUACUGUGAUCUUCAUGGUCAUUCGAGAAAACAUAACAUCUUCAUUUAUGGUUGUGAAAACAGGAAACAGAAUGAGAAACGUCUACAAGAGCAGAUAUUUCCUCUCAUGUUACACAAAAAUUCGUCAGAAAAGUUCUCCUUCGAAGACUGCUCCUUCAGGGUGCAGAAGGGCAAAGAAGGCACGGGCAGGAUAGUGAUGUGGAUGAUGGGCAUCACCAACAGCUACACCCUCGAAGCCUCCUUCGCCGGCUCGACAAUGGGCUCAAGAAACUCAACUCACUUCUCCGCCCAAGACUACGAACAGAUGGGAAAGAGCUUCUGCCAGACCCUGCUGGACUUCUACGACGAAGAACCCAGAAAGGAAAAGUUGAGAGUCAAAAUAUUGAACAGGCUGAAUGAAGGUGGAUCUUGUGCUGAUGAACCAACCAACAUAGACUUGAGCGAUUAUUCUAGCGAUGCUGGCUCAUCGAGUGACCCAGAAGAAAUUGGAGAUUGUGGACUCCUAGUACCACCAUCUACACCAGAAACACGUAUCAUACACAACGAGAACCAAGAUCCAGCACCAAAUGCCAAGGUGCGCAGAAAAUCUCGUAUUCCUCGACACAGGCAGACUUACCACGUCAAGCCCAAUGUGCCCAAUAGGAAAAUAGCACCGAUCAGGAAGGCCAAUUUUUAUUUCUCGUUCUCCGAGUCCAAGUCUCAGUAUGGCUCCCAGAGCACUUCAGAUUCCGAAGAUGACAAUUUCACGACAAUCAGUGGCAAGAAGAAAUUCUCGAAGAGUAAAAAGAUUGGCAAGAAAAAACUCCAGGCCAGAGAACCAUCGGAAACAUGUAAAUCUGAAGUACCGGAAGUAAGAAGUGUUUCAUCUUUAGAGAUUCUUCCACCACAAGAUUUAAAUGCCGAGAUUAGGCGAAAAGAUCGAACGCCACAACCCAAAUUAUGCAACGAAAGACGCAAUGGUUUAGACGUUGACGAGCAACUGAACAUAGUGCAGCAGAGGCUGAUGGCUCUGAAGCAUAAGGUUUGGUACGGCAGCGGAGAUGGUCAGCCUAUAACUUGGGGCAUCAUCUCACAAGCAGAUUUGAGCACGAAUGGGCUAGACAAGGAUUCGAAAAAGGUACCAAAAAAGAAGCGACCCAAACUCCAGAGGAAAGGAACCAUCAAGGGAAAGCAGAAGGCAGAGGUCAAGCUCAAAUGUUCAACGAAGAAGAAUUUGAAUAGUUUGAAGAGACAACAAGCCAUUGACCUCCAUCCUCCGCCCAAGAAGAUCAUACCAGUGCGAAAAUCUCAAAGUUUCAACGACGUCGUCUCCAACUUUUCGAAAAAAACUGCCAAGUUGAAGUCAUACGCCAGUUGCGACGACAAGGAGAGCAAAUCGGAGACGAAGAAGAAAAAAAACACGAAACACCCUGACAAAAUCAAUUCAAAACCAUUCAAGAGAUAGUUUUUCCCGUUAAUUUCUGUUUUUACCUACUACCCCGACGAAUUUAUUGUGAAUCAUUCUACUGCCAUAGAUGUGAUAUCAGUUUUGGCUAUUUCACAAGAAUUUUGUACCUCUAUAGAUUGUAAUACGCUAUAUUCAGAUUUGUUGUAAUCGGUUGAUCCAGUUUCCUUAUAUGGGAGAAUUGUAAAUGUUAGAUACUGAUUAAAAAUUGUGAUGAGCUAA